AUUUAUCAACCCCCCUGGACUGGGCUGGGGAAACGUACCAGCCUCCAAUACUGGAGUCUGAACCUACUAGCCAGAGGGCAGCCCCCAGUGAGACCCAGGGAAGACACCCCAUCCCUUCCCAUCCAAGUGCUGGCACUGGGGAGGGUGUUGGGAUUCCUGCCAGGGGGCCUGUCCCUGGACCCUGCUGGGGGCUCCAUCUCCUGUAUCAGCUUCUGGCAGGUAGGUGAGUGUUGAAUGUUCAGACCCCUCCCAUCUCUGUCUGCUAGAAGGGGGUGAGGGGCUCUCUCUCUCUCUUUCUCCCCUCCCCCUGAUGCCUCCUGGCUGCUCUGAUGGGGAAGGGGUGGGAUCCUGCCUGCCUCCCACAGCUUCCAUGUGAUUGGCCCUCGCCCCUGUGACCGGUGGGGUUGUCACUGGGCAGCAGGUGCAGAGUGGGGGGCUCUUGCUCUUUCAGGGGCCGGUGACCUUCGAGGAGGUGGCUGUGUAUUUCACCAGGGAAGAGUGGGCUCUGCUGGACCCCGCUCAGAGAGCCCUCUACAGAGACGUCAUGCAGGAGAACUAUGAGAACGUGGCCUCGCUGGCAGGUGAGGAGAUGGUGAGAGAGACCGUGGAGCAGAAGCCUCAGCAGGAAGAGGAGCAAGUGGAAGCACAUGGGGUGUUAUUGCAAAGAUGCAAAGGGAGUGUGUCCAGGAGUUGUGAGCGGGGAAGAGGCUCUCAGGGGCAGCACAGGCCAGAGAAGCAGCAGGGAAACCAGCCAGCACAGAAAGUUGGAAUAUCUGUUAAUUAUCGGGGAACUCACAAAGGCCUCAAGGAAGCCACGGCCCAGCAGAGAAUCCUGACGGGAGAGAGAAAUAACACGGGCUUUGAGGGUGGGAAAAAGUUCAGGAGGCACUCACACCAUCAGAGAAUCCACACCGGAGUGAGACCCUAUGGAUGCUGCGAGUGCGGGAAAACCUUCACUGAGCGCUCAACCCUUAUUCGCCAUCAGAGGAUCCACAUCGGAGUGAGACCCUAUGGAUGCUGUGAGUGCGGGAAAACCUUCACUGAGCGCUCAACCUUUAUUCGCCAUCAAAGGAUCCACACAGGGGAGAAACCCUAUGGAUGCUGUGAGUGCGGGAAAACCUUCGCUCAGCGCUCACAACUUAUUAGCCAUCAGAGGAUCCAUACAGGGGAGAAACCCUAUGGAUGCUGUGAGUGCGGGAAAACCUUCACUGAGCACUCACGCCUUAUUCGCCAUCAGAGGAGCCACACAGGGGAGAAACCCCAUGAAUGCUGUGAGUGCGGGAAAACCUUCGCUCAGCGCGCACACCUUAUUCGCCAUCAGAGGAUCCAUACAGGGGAGAAACCCUAUGGAUGCUGUGAGUGCGGGAAAACCUUCACUGAGCACUCACGCCUUAUUCACCAUCAGAGGAGCCACACAGGGGAGAAACCCCAUGAAUGCUGUGAGUGCGGGAAAACCUUCGCUGAGCGCUCACGCCUUAUUCGCCAUCAGAGGAGCCACACAGGGGAGAAACCCUAUGGAUGCUGCGAGUGCGGGAAAACCUUUGCUCGGCGCUCACACCUUAUUCGCCAUCAGAGGAGCCACACAGGGGAGAAACCCCAUGAAUGCUGUGAGUGCGGGAAAACCUUUGCUCGGAGCUCACACCUUAUUCGCCAUCAGAGGAUCCAUACAGGGGAGAAACCCUAUGGAUGCUGUGAGUGCGGGAAAACCUUUGCUCGGAGUUCACACCUUAUUACGCAUCAGAGGAGCCACACAGGAGAGAAACCCUAUGGAUGCCAUGAGUGUGGGAAAACCUUUGCUCAGAUCUCAGGCCUUAUUUCACAUCGGAGGAGCCACACAGGAGAAAAACCGUAUGGAUGCCGUGAGUGCGGGAAAACCUUCGCUCACUUCUCAAAUCUUAUUACACAUCAGAGAAUCCACACAGGGGAGAAACCCUAUAAAUGCUGCGAGUGCGGGAGAACAUUCGCUCAGCACCCACACCUUAUUGCCCAUCAAAGGAGCCACACAGGAGAGAAACCCUAUGGAUGCUGUGAGUGCGGGAAAACCUUCGCUGGGAGAUCAGGCCUUAUUACACAUCAGAGGAACCACACAGGGGAGAAACCCUAUGGAUGCCGUGAGUGAGAGAAAUUCUUCCAUCACGACUCUUCUCUUAUGUAUCACCAGAGAAGCUGCAAGGGAGACAAACACCAUGAAAAUCUCGUCUGGGUCUCAGAAAAGAUUGUUUGUUUUUUCCUUUUGCUAAUUCCCAAGUAGUGAACUUUGAGGCGGCAUUUGUGGCUCCUUCACGUGAGUGGUCUGCUUUUCCCUUUUGCAGCUCACCUUUCCUUGGAGUGAAGCCCACGGUGUUUUUCAUCAACCCCCUUGUCCUGCAUCAUGGAAGUGUGCGUCCCUCCAGGAAUGUCCGUCAGCCCCAGGUGGGGGAGCCAGGAGUGACCUUUACUUGGUACGUGGAGGUUAAAUCGACCUGGGCCUUGGCUCCACUAGGGUUUUCCGUGGAGUUAGCUAGAUUGCGUUAGGGAUCCUGAUGUAAAAACACAACUAGUUUUUUCAGUGGAGAAAACAGCCCAUAUAGCGGCCAGGGUAACGUAGCAAAUCUCCUCACCACUGGACACAACCUCCGUCACUUUUCCUGGUCUAACCAAAUUUAGAGCAUCACGUUUAUACUUUUCCUCCCACUGCGAAGUGAUUGUUAGUCACCAGGUUCCCCCAUUAGGGACAGAUUGGCUCGUUCCCAGAUUGCACUGGGUUCUGCCGAAUAGCAGUUGGGUCUUGUACCCUUUCUCUCAAUGUAAAUAUACCAGAGAAGGAGUGAGGAUAGAGGGUGUGAUGAAGUGGGGAUUUUCCCUUGUUAUGUUGUAUGUGAGUCUUACUGUUGAGCCUAUGUGAGUUUUACAUGAAUACUGUGUGUGCCUCAGUUUCCCUGUGUGCUGCACCAAUUCCUGGGUGCUGGGAAUAGGGGUGCGUGACUGUGACGAAGUGAGAAUGUUCUCAAUGUUUUCUUUGAAUACUGGGUGGGUGCCUGUGCCCCAGCAGGGAGUGGGGAGUGUUGACCUGGGAAGGUAGCAGGGGAGGUUUAUUGGGACUGGCUACAUUGGGGAUGGGAGACUUUCCUUGAGGGAAGAUACCUGAGCAUGUAACAUGAGAACCCAGGAGUGGGGUUGGAGCCAGGUAACACGUCUGCCCGGGAAACUGGACAGAGGCUGGGGAAGAGGCUGGAGGGAGUUUCAGUUUGGAGAUGGCUGGGGAAAUGGAGGGGAGCCAGACAGGGCUCUGGUCUUCCUGCCUCCCCAGAAUGGACCCGGCCGAGGGGUCCGGUUCGCUGUACCUACAAGCUCUGUUUUAGUCCAUGUUCCUGUCAUCUAAUAAACUUCUGUUUUAC
Messenger RNA from Mauremys mutica (yellowpond turtle), 3377 nucleotides. RefSeq names its product zinc finger protein OZF-like. The transcript is spliced from 2 exons. Gene Ontology annotation, molecular function: DNA-binding transcription factor activity, RNA polymerase II-specific; RNA polymerase II cis-regulatory region sequence-specific DNA binding. The coding region runs from base 545 to 2119 and encodes 524 amino acids. Lineage: Eukaryota; Metazoa; Chordata; Testudines; Geoemydidae. The record is from RefSeq and is a predicted model, not a curated record. Gene Ontology annotation, biological process: regulation of transcription by RNA polymerase II.